Messenger RNA from Endocarpon pusillum Z07020, 1824 nucleotides. RefSeq lists its product as uncharacterized. NCBI's taxonomy places the organism in Eukaryota, Fungi, Ascomycota, Eurotiomycetes, Verrucariales, Verrucariaceae. The transcript has a single exon. Bases 1 to 1824 code for a protein of 607 amino acids. The record is from RefSeq and is a predicted model, not a curated record.
AUGGUCCGCCACGGAAGAUGCAGAUACCUCACCACCGCUGUGCUUACGGCUGCUCUUUCGACUGCAACCGUGGCAUUGCCCUGGGACUCGUGCAAAGCGGACAUCACCUGGGCACUAGGAAAUCAUACUGUAUCUCUCCAUGACAGCAAUAUCUUCCAUCCAACCUCCACUACAGAGUCACCGGUAUUGACACUUGGCGCUUGUGAAACCUACUGCGGAAAAGGAAGUACAUGGUAUCCUGACAUUGGACCAAUCCUUAACAUCUGGCUUAUACCUGUUCUCAUCCUAGUUAGCCAGAUGGAUGUCACACCUCUGGGAAAGAGGACGUACCGGGUCGUCGUCCAUCUACUUGGCGAUCCGAUCGACUCAAUCUAUUGUCUGCUGUUAAAGUUGGAAGCCUGGAGUCAGUGCCGGAGAAUAGCAGAAAGUGAAUGGAACCGUACCCACCCAAUGCCCAACGAUGCCAACGUACGUCCAGAAGUAUGGAUGGGGCGGGUGAGGAGACGACGAAGAGGGUGGCAAAUGCAUGUGUGGUACCUGAUUUCGAAGAUUUCGUAUGGCAAGAUAGGACAUUCGAUGACUGACGAAGAUCAUAAACGAAGCGAAUUCGUGAGAGUCUACGGAACUGUCUUAGGAGGGAUUGAAGAGGUUACAAACGAGGGUACUGACCCUCGCCAUAUCUAUACCAUGCUAUCCGAAGGUAUGUCUGAAUGUGAUCAGGAGAGAUUCCGGACCCGCGUGGCGCACGAGCUGGCAAAUAGCAGAACGGACGCGAUUUUCCGAACCAGCCUAGCAGUUUCUCUCUACUUCUAUCAAGUUGCAUGCGCCUUCGUUACAAGGCUAGGCGGAAGUGCCACUUCACCUCCCGGUGGACGGAUUGGCAUCUCCAUGUUCCUCACCUAUAUUCUGCCGGCAGUUUUACUGAGUAACCUCGUGGGGAGCUUUCCAUCGAUCUACACCUGUUUCGGCAUUAUCCAGAAGCAUCUGCCUGAAGGACGGGAUCUGCUCACACUUUUACAUAGCACCGAAUCACACGACGACAGGGAUGAAGCCGAAUCGUAUGACGAUAUAGCUAAACGAUACUUCGAGUCCCGUCCCUGGUCUGGGGCCAUCUACACUUUUCGGCCCAAAAAGGCCAUAUUCAACAGCAGGCUUUCAGGCGAUCAUCCACGCUGGGUUCUCUUUCUCCUCGCUAUAUGUCCCAUAGUCGUCUCAACUGUGAUCGCCCUGGCUAUAAUCUGGCACCUCCCCCCGUCUGGUGUGAAUUGCCGCUGGUUUGUUCUUUUCGUAAUCAGCGUUGCCUACUUCGGGAGUACCUUGAUCACUUGGCGGAGCAGAUCGAAACAUCUCAGUGGGCGCUGGCACUGGCGGUUGACCAUAAUCAAGGACUUUUUGAUCGCGGCUCCUAGCUUGAUCCUGCUCUUCGCAUCUAGUGGUGGGUUGUUCAACUCAUGCUUGUGCUGGAGUGGUCGGUUAACGCGUGGCAGAAAGGAAGCCAAGGUUGCGCUGACGUUCGAGCCAAAUAUCCGUAAGCUCUACCCCGCAUUGUAUGCUAGCUGUCUUGUCCUUCAAAUGUGCGCAUUUGUGUGUAUGGUGCUGGUCGAAUGGAAAGGCCUGACACUCAUGAGGUGGUCCCCCAAAAGAAGGUCGAACAUAAUUGCAGAGCUUUCUCCCAGUGUUGGGCCAGCGCCAGCUCCAGCACCAGCACCAGCACCAGCUCCAGCUCCAGCUCCAGCUCCAGCGCCAGCUGCAGACUCUAAGAACUCUCCCACCGUUGAAGUCGUUCUUGCCACUGGGCUUCGGAAGAGAGCAACAUAUAACUAG